GAACAGAUGAUUAUUGUUUAUACUUUCUUAACAUUAUUUGUAUGAGAAGUAUACACGUAUUUAUUCAUACACAUUGCAAUUGAAUAUAUACUUUGGAAAAUUGUUUAAUAUACAAUAUGAUGCCUAAAGUGUGGGAAUCAGCAGAUAAACGUGUAAGGAAAGAUAUAAUAAAAUCUUGUGAAUUUUCUAAAAAACCGACGGAACGUGCCAGUUGCGAGGUUGUCAUUGAAAACAUACGCGUUGAAAAUACAUCUCUAGACCAGUUGAAAGAAACAUUGCAUUUGGACAUUUUAGAUGGAACAGGUAAAAAAACAUUAAUAAUAGGGGAAGCAAAUUGCGAAAUAGAUAGCUUAGUCGAACGAGCUAUUGAGAUGAUGAUGGUCCUUGAAAAAAGUUUAGUUACAUUAUCUGUAUCAUUUCUUGAUCAACCUAUACUUAUCAACUUUGAGAUAACAUUAACUAAAAUGCAACCACAUAAGCCAAUUUGGGAAUGGACACCACAAGAAAAAUAUUUAAUAGCAUUGAAAUAUAAAGAAACUGGUGUUUGUUUAUUUAAAGAAUCUAGGUGGGUAGAUGCAUUUCAUAAGUUUACUAAAGCUUGCAAAAUACUUAUAACUUUGGAGCCAAUACCUGAUUUAGAAUUGGAUACAAAAUUAGAAAAUGACAUUAAUAAUUUGAGGCUUAUAUUAUAUAACAAUAUUGCUGGAUGCCAAUUAAAUCGUCAGAAUUAUGAAUUGACAAUAUCUUUGUGUGAUAAAAUUUUGAGUAAAGACUGUAAUAAUAUUAAAGCAUUGUACAGGAGGGGUAUAGCACAUGGGAAUUUAAAAGAUUAUGACAGUGCUGUCAAUGAUUUAAAAACUGUUGUUACAUUAGAACCUCAGAAUCGUGCUGCACAGGCACAAUUUUCAUUUUACAAUACAAAACUAAUAGAGACAAAUAAAAAAAUUGUAAAUAUGAUAAAAAAAAUGUUUAAAACAUAA
Messenger RNA from Colletes gigas, 980 nucleotides. Its product is annotated as tetratricopeptide repeat protein 9C-like. Lineage: Eukaryota; Metazoa; Arthropoda; Insecta; Hymenoptera; Colletidae. The record is from RefSeq and is a predicted model, not a curated record. Gene Ontology annotation, molecular function: protein binding. Bases 117 to 980 code for a protein of 287 amino acids. The transcript has 2 exons.